GAAAGCCAUGUGCGGGACGACAGACAGCCACAAAAAGAAGCUUUAGGCACGACAACACUUGUCAUUGUCGUGAAUAAUUUGUCUUCUAAAAGACAACAUGUUGCUGCUGAGAACUUUCGCUCCCUGGCUGCUGUUGGCCUUCCUCGGGCAGCAGGUCUCUCUGUCCUCCGGUGCGCGCAACAAGACGCGUGGAGCGGACAAGACGGUGGUCCCAACCACUGGCAGAGCGCAGAGGAGCGGGAACAGGGGUGCGGCGACCGGGCGGGGGAAAUUCUCCCUCAAGGACGAGAUGCAGUGCACGUGGGGAGCGAGAGACAUGGGGGACGCGGUGAGACUGUCGGUCAAAUGUGAGGACCCGAAGGCGCGCGUCCAAGGCGGGAUCACCGAUAUGAAGUGUGAGUACACCGCUAAACCUCAGAGCUGCCGGGGCUACGGGUCCGACCCCAAGGGCUUCUGGAAACAAGUGGCCCGCGCGAUCAAAAGGCUGCAAGGCAAAGUAUGUAAGGAUGAACGCGCGCUGGUGAAGGCUGGCAUGUGUAAGCGCGCGCCCCGGGAAGCGCACUUCAAGCUGGACAUCACCAGCUCCGUGAUCUCCGCUCAGUCAGGAGACCCGGAGACACCCCCGCCGCUGACGACCCGCUCCACCUCCGCCGGGCCGACAGCCUGCACAAGGCGCGCGGACCACCGGAAAACGGCAGAAGAGUAUUGCAACAGCUCGUGGGCCAGUGUGUGCUCUUUCUUUUUCUCCAUGCUGCAGGGUGAAGACUGUUAGCUUCAGAUCCCACGAGGGGAAGUGGACUUGAUCAGACUGAAUGCAGGAUUUAUAUUAGGCAUGUGUCAACAAAUGUUUAAUUUUGAAUCAGUAAUAUUCUCUCAACUCCACGCUUUUCAGUUACCACAUACACCAAUAUUUCAGGUUUUACAUUAGUCCCGCAGGUGUGCUUAUUUAUCAGGUGUUUAUUUUUAUAUACAGUCAUGUUUAUGAAUCUGAAGUGAGGAUUUUAUUUCCAUUAAAUGCAGUAAUUUAUCACCAGUUGUGGGAAGUAGCUAAAUUCAGUUGCUCGGGUAGAACAUUUUUUGAGGUAUUUACAGGUGUACUUUACUCCAGUAUUUCAUAUGCUACUUUAAACAUCUACUCAUCUCCAUUUCAGAGGUAAAUAUUGUACAAUUUCCUCCACUACAAGUAUCUGUCAGCUGUAGUUGUUCAUAUAGAUGUAGUUUCUUUUCAGAUUAAAAUGUUCAUCCUAAUUUAUAUGUAAUGAGAUUAUAAAAUAUGAUGCGUUUUACAUAUUAAACUACCCAACUGUAUGUAAAGCAGACGAAAUUAGCUUUACACAUUAAAAUUCUCCUCACACAUCAAUGCAAUAGUAAUAAUAAUGCAGUAAUUUAAUACAGUAUAUAAUAUAACACUCCUGAAGUGACCAUUCCACAUAAUGAGUACUUCUAGUUUUGAUACUUGAAUAUUCUGUAUUUUUACUUCAGUAAAUUUUCUUUUUGACAUUUAUUUAAAAAUGUCAAGAAAUGUAUUACACACAUACACAAACAGAGAGACGGAACACAGUGGAGAUUUUUUAUAAUAUUGACUUGGACUAAAGUGAUUAACUUUGAACUGAAUCAACUAGUUUCUGCCACUGAGUGUGUUCUGUGCUCUGAAGCCAUACAGCCAGUGCCCAUGUCACCACUUUCCUAACAGGAUCUAACACAGAUACAAACACUGAAAGUAGCUGCCUGCAAUCAGGAGAUUGUUUACAACGUCAGAAAAAAAAUGAGUUUUGAAUUGGAUUUGACAUAAUGUCUGGUUUGUAGACAUGUAAAGUUAAGUCAAGUUUUCCCUGUAAUAGAAAAUUUUAUGUGUUGUUUUAUUCAAGUAAAGAACCUGAGUACUUCUUCCACCACUGUUUAUCACAUAGAACUGAAGAUUUACGAUUAUAGUAGAGUGGUACGUUCUUCUACCUCUGGUCAACUUUAUCAUUCAGCCACUAGUUUCACAAAAACACCACUGUAUUUAUGCACCACAAAUAAAUAUUUUCUAUUUAUACAAUGUGCUCUGUUGCCUUUAACAAUAUGAAUUGUAACUUUUAAUGGAAUGGGGAGAGGCAGUGGUUGUAUGAACACCCCUAUAAGAUAAAUGUACAUCUGGAUUGUAAAUGUGAAAAAAUAUUCUGAAAAUACCCAUUUUAUCACAUUUUUCUCUUAUUGAGUUCUAAAGAAAUAUAUUUUCUAAAAACAAAUUGUUUCCAACCAAUACAAACCAACUUGUUUU
Molecule: messenger RNA, 2263 nt
Organism: Seriola aureovittata
Lineage: Eukaryota; Metazoa; Chordata; Actinopteri; Carangiformes; Carangidae
Gene: fgfbp1b
Product: fibroblast growth factor binding protein 1b
Exons: 2
Coding region: 98-772 (224 amino acids)
Biological process (GO): cell-cell signaling
Molecular function (GO): growth factor binding
Source: RefSeq, a predicted model, not a curated record